This is a messenger RNA of Melitaea cinxia (Glanville fritillary), 1663 nucleotides long. Its product is annotated as zinc finger protein 260-like. The transcript is spliced from 5 exons. Lineage: Eukaryota; Metazoa; Arthropoda; Insecta; Lepidoptera; Nymphalidae. The record is from RefSeq and is a predicted model, not a curated record. Gene Ontology annotation, cellular component: nucleus. Gene Ontology annotation, biological process: regulation of transcription by RNA polymerase II. Bases 74 to 1663 code for a protein of 529 amino acids. Gene Ontology annotation, molecular function: DNA-binding transcription activator activity, RNA polymerase II-specific; RNA polymerase II cis-regulatory region sequence-specific DNA binding; zinc ion binding.
AAGUAAAUUUUCUAACAAGAUCGUGAAAAAACAAAUGUUUUAUCCGAGUUAUUUGUUUAAUUAAUCGGUAAAAAUGGAUGUAACGAAAGGAAAAGGGACUACCAUCGAUCCCGGUCAGUGUAGAUGUUGCGGCUCUUUAAAGAAAUGCCGUCUUUUAAACUACGAGUACGAAGGAUUGGGCAGAAAAGAAGUCUACUCCGAUAUGUUUGUGGACUGCUUCGGUCUUCUGCUGUCCCACUUGGAUGGAGAGCCUGAAGACCGCCUCAUAUGUGCCACAUGUGUCACACGGUUGAGGGAGGCCAGCUGCUUCAGACAACAAGUCCUGGAGUGUGAGGAGAAGCUUCUGCAGUCAAAGAUACAUGUCCAUGAGGAUAUUAAAAACGGUGAAGUAGAAAAGGUAACUGUACAACCUAUUGAACUGAACAUAAAACAUAUGAAUGAUCAAUCGGAAUUAUCAGAUCAUGACAUCUGUGAUUUUGAAAAACCACAAACACCGAUAAGGAAAAUCAACAUCGACAUAACAGACAAUCCGAUCAAGAAGAAGGAAAAAUUAAACACGAAGAAAAGAAAGAGACUCAUUAAAAUUAAAUUAGAUGAUAAAAAUGAUAACGGACCUAUAUUCAAACGAAAGAAGAGAAAACCACACUUCCUAACCGAAAAAUCAUUUUUAAACGUAAUAACAGUCGUUGAAAAUUCUUACGCAUAUCCUUUUAACUCUUUCUUCAAUAAUUACUAUUGCGCUUACUGCAGGAAGAAAUUCGUUGACUGUACGAAACUUCGAGAACAUUCGCUAACUCACGAUCCAACUACAUACAAGGGUAUCCUUACCAAUAUACUUAAAAUACGCGAAAAUAGAAAAUGUCAAAUCGAUUUAUACAGAAUAGAUUGUAGACUAUGCGAUAUAAAUAUCGAUAACUUAGACAUUUUUAAAAACCACGUAUCAACUGUCCACGGAAAAAUUGUAUAUUCAGAAGAAAACGAUUUUUUGAAAUUCUACUUAACGCCAACCAAUUUGAAGUGCACAGAGUGCAAUAGUACGUUCAACGCUUUUCACCCUUUGAGGAAACACAUGGCGGAACAUUUCGGCACCUGUAUUUGCGAAGUUUGUGGUGCGCAUUACUUCGAGGAACGUAUGCUGACUGCUCAUAUGAAGAGCCACCAGGAAUCAGACAUGCGUUCUGCUUUCUCUUGCAAGCUUUGCACAAAAUCUUUUAAAGCGAAGUACAAUUUGAAAAUACACGUCGCCCGCUUACAUACGAAGGAAUCUGCAUAUCUUUGCGUUGCUUGUGACGCUUCUUUCUUCUCGAACACAUUGCGUCAGAAGCACAUGGUAAACGUACACGGAGAAGACUGCACCUUCAAAUGUGAUCAGUGCGACAAAGUCUGUAUCAAUAAGAAUACUCUCCGAGAUCAUUAUAAAAGGAUACAUUUAAAAAUACUCAAGCACGAGUGCAAUUUAUGUGAAAAGAGAUUUUAUUUGCCGAGUAGGUUGAAGGAACACAUGACCACUCAUACUGGGGAGCGGAAUUUUAGAUGCGAACAAUGUGGAAAGAGUUAUACUAGGUUGAGGGCCUUGAACACACACAUGCAAUCGCAUCUGACUGUUAAGAAAUAUAAGUGCACAAUGUGUAGCGCGUCGUUCGAGCAGGUCGAGUCAGAGUAG